UCAAGCUUUUUUAUUUUUCUAUGUCCACUCGGUCGUCCUUCUCAGAUCCUCUCGUCGUCUUCGUGUCUUUGUCGAUCAAACCCAGCUAUGUCGCAGACGAUUGGCAAUACGUCGCUUGCGUUCUCGCGGGCCUGGCACCAUGUCUCGGCACGGGAUCGUGUGCUUGGAAAGCUCGCCGUUAACAUUGCCUCUGUGCUCAUGGGAAAGCACAAGCCCGGUGGAAUCUACGACCCGUCCGUCGAUGCGGGCGACUACGUCGUCGUCACAGAUGCCAAGCGCGUUGUUGUCACGGGCAACAAGGCCGACCAGAAGGUGUACUACAGACAUAGCAUGUACCCCGGUGGACUCAAGGUGACAAAGUACGCCGAGAUGAUGGAGAAGAAGCCAGAGGAGGUUAUCCGCAAGGCCGUGUCAGGUAUGCUGCCAAAGAACAAACUUAGGGACCGGAGGCUCGAGAGGCUCCUCAUCUUUCCCGACGAGAAGCACCCAUACGAGCAAAACAUCAUUAAGCGAUACAACAUCGCUGAUGCAUUCUCAAAAGACGAGGCAUCACCAUAACGGACGAGCCACCAACAACAUGUACUUUUAGCCAGUAAAUUGCCAUCAUUGGAUUUCCCUUCACUGGGGAGGACACAUCUC
Messenger RNA from Acaromyces ingoldii, 639 nucleotides. Its product is annotated as putative MRPL23-mitochondrial ribosomal protein, large subunit. Gene Ontology annotation, biological process: translation; negative regulation of translation. The record is from RefSeq and is a predicted model, not a curated record. The coding region runs from base 88 to 558 and encodes 156 amino acids. Gene Ontology annotation, molecular function: mRNA binding; structural constituent of ribosome. Gene Ontology annotation, cellular component: mitochondrial large ribosomal subunit; ribosome. The transcript is spliced from 4 exons. Lineage: Eukaryota; Fungi; Basidiomycota; Exobasidiomycetes; Exobasidiales; Cryptobasidiaceae.